Helianthus annuus (common sunflower) is the source of this 1605-nucleotide messenger RNA. Its product is annotated as monooxygenase 2. The transcript has 6 exons. Gene Ontology annotation, molecular function: FAD binding. Bases 200 to 1438 code for a protein of 412 amino acids. The record is from RefSeq and is a predicted model, not a curated record. NCBI's taxonomy places the organism in Eukaryota, Viridiplantae, Streptophyta, Magnoliopsida, Asterales, Asteraceae.
UUUGAUGGAGUGGCGAGCCACCGAGCAACUUCGCGAUGUGUACCCGUGUUGGAUUUGGUCACCUCUUCUUCUUGUUCCAAUAUGCUUAUAAUAGCAACAUGCUGCACUCACUCACAUGGCAACUCUUCUUCAUCAAAAGUUUUAAUAGUUCCAGAAUUAGAAACCACACCCCCCCCCCCCCCCCCAGAACUGAUCGAAGAUGGAGGAGAAUCAUGGAGAAGAAGAUGUGGAUAUACUGAUUGUGGGUGCUGGAUUAGCAGGUCUUACUACCGCCUUAUCCCUUCACAGGUUGGGUUUGAGGAGCUUGGUAUUGGAGUCUUCAGAGAGUUUGAGAAUUACUGGAUUUGCCCUUACGCUUUGGACCAAUGCUUGGAGGGCGCUUGAUGCUGUAGGAAUUGGGAAUACCCUGAGACAGACAUCCACCCAAAUGAAAGGAUUCAAGAUCGCCUCUCCUGAUACUGGUCUCUUUACUUCUGAGCAAGCACUUGAUAAAGAUGGAAAGUUUGAGGGUUACGAAAGCCGAUGCGUUAGAAGAAAGGAUUUACUAGAGACAAUAGUGAAGGAGCUGCCACCGGGUACCAUUAGGUAUUCUUCAAAGGUUGCAGCCAUCGAUGAACUCGGCCGCUUUAAGUUGGUUCACCUAGCUGAUGGGUCCAUUCUUAAAACCAAGGUGUUGAUAGGGUGUGACGGAGUUAACUCAGUGGUGGCAAAAUGGUUGGGUCUUGAGACACCUGUAAGCGUUGGGAGAUCAGCUAUUCGGGGUUUGGUGGAGUUCCCAGAUGGCUCCAGUUUUGAUCCAAUGUUCCAUGUGAACUUUGGAGGCGGUGUUCGGUUUGGUUUUCUUCCAGUUGACGACAAGACGGUGUACUGGUUUUGCACCUUCACCCCGUCUCAAGUUCCAACUUAUGAAGAAGACUGGCAAGUAAACCCAAUAAAAAUGAAGCAAUUUGUAUUGAGUCGUAUCAACAAGAUGCCUCAAGAAGCACAAGAUGUGGUGGAAAAAACUACACUAAGUAGCAUAUCCUAUGCACAACUAAAGUUUAGAUUGCCAUGGAAUGUCUUACUUGGCAAUAUAGUGAAAGAUAACGUUUGUGUAGCUGGGGACGCGCUUCAUCCCAUGACUCCAGACAUUGGUCAAGGUGGGUGUUCAUCGUUAGAAGACUCAGUGGUGCUUGGUAGGUGCCUCGGGGAAGCAUUAUUGAAGAAACCGAAGGAAGAAGAUGAUGAAUUUGAGAGGAUUAAAAAGGGUUUGGAGAAAUAUGGAAAAGAAAGGAGAUGGAGAAGUUUUAGUCUUAUUAGUGUUGCAUAUUGUGUAGGGUUUAUGCAAGAGAGCAAGGGGAAAUUCAUGAGUUUCUUGAGGAAAGUCUGGUUUUCGAGCUACACUCCUAGGGCUUUCCUUAAGAUGGCUAAUUUUGAUUGUGGUAAUCUCGUUUGUUGAAUCGCAAAGUGCAACAUGUUUUGUUUAUUUUUAUAUGUAUCAAACUGGGCAUCUUCUCUAAGAGGGCGAGGUUUCGAGCCCCGAGAUUAAGAAUGGUGUAUGAUUAUAAAUGUAUUAUGCUGUAUUUAAGAAGAUGAUUGUAAUAUCACCAAGUUUUUGUUUUCGUA